AAACCACACCUUACUAUAUAAAUAUUCCCCCUUGCAAAAGGUCUUCCUUCAACACUCAAAAAUUUCUUCUAUACUUGCCAAAAAAAAAUGGAGGGGUUGAUACCUUUUGUUUACAAAGCAAUAGUUGAGUACAAAAAUGGAAGGGAAACAUGGAUGUCUGAAUCGCCUUCGGCUUCUUACAUGAAACUUUCAGGUGAUUCGGGACGUUAUGAAAUGUCUGAUUUACAAAUUUUUGGACAUGUUGAUUCUAUGUUUUCGACAACUUCAUCAUCGUCACCUUCUGCGAGUACUGUUACCAAAAGAAUGGUGUCAGGUGGAGUUCAGUCACCCGUGGCUAGCUUCCAACGGAUUUCUUCUCGUGCUGUGAAGUGAUCGAUGAUCUUCAGGUUGAAGUUGAAAAGGAAUAACUUUUGCUAAAGGAAAACUAAUAGCAAUGGGACGUCAGACUUGUUUGGGUUUAAGGUGUAAUUGUGUUAACUUCUCACGUGUGACAAGCUUUUUCUUUUUCUUUCGUUUGAUGGUUUUUAGUUUGGUGUAAGUUUGAGGAUUAACCAAAGGGGACUUCAGACUUUUACUUACUGUGAUGGUUUCUUGUUUGAGGAUAACCAAAGGGAACUCAGACUUUUGCUUUUCUAUUAUUUGUAAAAAUUUCAAGGUGUAUAUAUUGGUUUGGUCACGUUAUUUGGUUCA
Solanum dulcamara is the source of this 690-nucleotide messenger RNA. RefSeq lists its product as uncharacterized. Lineage: Eukaryota; Viridiplantae; Streptophyta; Magnoliopsida; Solanales; Solanaceae. The record is from RefSeq and is a predicted model, not a curated record. The transcript has a single exon. Bases 88 to 372 code for a protein of 94 amino acids.